AUGUACCUCAAAUCUGACUUCCAUAACAGCGGGUCAUCGAAGCCAAAUCCACCAAAAUCAAAUGCACACGGAAAAAUACUAUCUUCUUGCUCCAGCGCACAGCAACAACUACCAGCGAAACCCGCCCUAUCACCUCCCCUUCUCCAAGUUGAGCCGCCUUACUCAACUGCAUGGGGAAGUAUCGAUUCCUCCAUCUCCUCCUCCUUCUCUAGGGAUCUCAGCCUGUCCCCAAUCUCGGUAGAAGAGCACCCAUCUCCAUAUUCCUACACAGGCGAAACAUGCAGCUCUCCCCUUCCAAACGACUCAUUCACGAAUCCACACUACCCCUCCUCCGGCAUACCCGUCGAGAUGGCGAGUGCGAUCGACCAAUAUCUCCGGAGCAUUCUGAAGCCUGAAGCAUUCGCGAACUUUCAGCAGCCGAUGAAUCCCGCUAUCUGGAGCCCGGAGGUUGAGAUUGAUCCAACUUUGAUGAAAUUGGAAAGCCAGGACCAGCUGCCUUUAUAUUCGUGGCCGGCUGCCAACAACUUGCCUUAUGAAACGCAUACGACUCAAUGA
Penicillium soppii is the source of this 555-nucleotide messenger RNA. RefSeq lists its product as uncharacterized. The record is from RefSeq and is a predicted model, not a curated record. The coding region runs from base 1 to 555 and encodes 184 amino acids. The transcript is spliced from 2 exons. Lineage: Eukaryota; Fungi; Ascomycota; Eurotiomycetes; Eurotiales; Aspergillaceae.